Molecule: messenger RNA, 4090 nt
Organism: Notothenia coriiceps (black rockcod)
Lineage: Eukaryota; Metazoa; Chordata; Actinopteri; Perciformes; Nototheniidae
Gene: fbxw7
Product: F-box and WD repeat domain containing 7
Exons: 11
Coding region: 189-2033 (614 amino acids)
Biological process (GO): ubiquitin recycling; proteasome-mediated ubiquitin-dependent protein catabolic process
Cellular component (GO): nucleus; cytoplasm
Molecular function (GO): ubiquitin binding
Source: RefSeq, a predicted model, not a curated record
UCCUGAGUAGGUAGGUGAAGUGGUAGUUAGGUGCCUGAUCGAGCACAGUAUUGAGACGUCUGGACAAGGGUUUUCAGGUCCAAGGAAGUUGCUACAGUGAUUUGAGAAAAGUUAUCGGCUUGUACGUGUAGUGGGCCAGGUUUCGGAACGCCAUCUGGGAUAUGAUCCAGUAGCCAGCCUACUUUGCAAUGCUGAGGCAUUGCCAUAUCCCGCGUUUCUCGUCUGGUGGUCGGAGAAAGAUGCCAAAUGUUUCCUUUGGGAAAGAGAAAACUUCAUCCGACGUGGAGAAGCAGCCACUUGCCAGGGCAGAAGCCAAGGACGUUGCCACGGAACCGUUACCCCCUCAGAAAAUACUCAAGAUAUUUAGCAUCAACAUCAUUGCCCAGGGUUUGCCUUUCUGUCGCAGACGGAUGAAGAGAAAGUUGGACCAUGGCCCCGAGGUCCGAUCUUUCCCUUCAGGAAAAAAGCCCUGCAAAGGCUCUGACUAUUCAAGUCCGACAGGAAUUGUCCCAUGUCCGGCCACACCCACCACGUUUGGCCACAUCAGAGCAGCCAACGGUCAGGGGCAGCAGAGACGGCGCAUCACCUCCAUCCAGCCUCCCACGGGGCUCCAGGAAUGGCUCCGAACAUUUCAGAGCUGGACUGGCCCCGAGAAGCUGCUGGCGCUGGAUGAGUUGAUUGACAGCUGUGAGCCCACACAAGUCAAGCAUAUGAUGCAGGUGAUCGAGCCGCAGUUUCAGCGAGACUUCAUCUCCCUGCUGCCCAAAGAGCUGGCUUUGUAUGUGCUGUCGUUCCUGGAGCCGAAGGAUCUCCUCCAAGCGGCCCAGACGUGUCGCUACUGGCGCAUCCUGGCAGAAGACAACCUUCUGUGGAGGGAGAAAUGCAGGGAGGAAGGCAUCGAUGAGCCUCUGCCCCUUAAGAAGAGGAAAAUCGUCAAGCCUGGCUUCACCCACAGCCCCUGGAAGAGUGCCUACAUCAGGCAGCACAGAAUAGACACCAACUGGAGGAGAGGGGACCUCAAAUCACCCAAGGUGCUGAAAGGUCACGACGACCACGUGAUCACCUGCCUGCAGUUCUGUGGCAACCGCAUCGUCAGCGGCUCGGACGACAACACGCUCAAAGUGUGGUCGGCCAUCACGGGAAAGUGUUUGCGCACGUUGGUGGGUCACACCGGGGGCGUGUGGUCAUCCCAGAUGCGAGACAACAUUAUUAUCAGCGGCUCCACUGAUCGCACACUCAAGGUCUGGAACGCAGAGACAGGAGAAUGUAUCCACACCCUCUAUGGGCAUACCUCAACCGUGCGCUGCAUGCACCUACAUGAGAAACGGGUGGUCAGUGGCUCUCGUGACGCCACGCUACGCGUCUGGGACAUUGAGACCGGUCAGUGUUUACACGUCCUCAUGGGCCACGUGGCGGCGGUGCGCUGCGUGCAGUACGACGGGCGGCGGGUGGUCAGCGGUGCCUACGACUUCAUGGUCAAAGUGUGGGACCCCGAGACGGAGACCUGCCUCCACACGCUGCAGGGCCACACCAACAGAGUGUACUCCUUACAGUUUGAUGGGAUCCACGUGGUGAGCGGCUCUUUAGACACGUCCAUAAGGGUCUGGGACGUGGAGACGGGGAACUGCAUCCACACACUAACAGGACAUCAGUCCCUCACCAGCGGCAUGGAGCUCAAAGACAACAUCCUGGUCUCAGGCAACGCUGACUCCACUGUCAAGAUCUGGGACAUCAAGACGGGCCAGUGCCUGCAGACCCUGCAAGGCCCCCACAAGCACCAGAGCGCCGUGACGUGCCUCCAGUUCAACAAGAACUUUGUGAUCACCAGCUCGGACGACGGCACGGUCAAACUGUGGGACCUGAAGACGGGCGAGUUCAUCAGGAACCUGGUGACGCUGGAGAGCGGCGGCAGCGGGGGGGUGGUGUGGCGCAUCCGGGCCUCCAACACCAAGCUGGUGUGUGCGGUGGGCAGCCGCAACGGCACGGAGGAGACCAAGCUGCUGGUGCUGGACUUUGACGUGGACAUGAAGUGAGGCGGGGGGGAAGAGAGCGAGCCACGAGAGGGAGUGGGAGGUGAGGCCGAGAGAGAGAGGAGGGCCACAACUCUUCAUCCAAAUCUACCAACACCACCGCUGACCUCCACCAUCAUCUCCCCGUCCCCCUCUGGGCAAAUGUUACUGACCAAGCCUCUGACCCCUCACACGUGUUCAGCCCCCGCUCUGAGCCCCUGCCACCGAUACAUGGUGGAGCUGGAGGGGGGUCCGGCUGGAAAUGGGGCGAAGGAGAAGGAAGAAAAGGAACGACUGACGACGACUGAACUCUUUGAAGUGACUCUCAACCCUUUCGGUCUGGGGUCCGCUUCGCACAGAGACUUGGUUUCGCUCAAGCCUGACAGAUUUUGAGAUGUACAGAGAUAUAUUAUUUUUUAAAGCCCCCCACCUCACAACCCCCUCCCAUCAGUGCGCGCCCACACACACAUACACUCAAACGGCCAAGUGGAAGUCAUUGUAGGAGAAGGCAGAGGAAGGUGGAGACGUUUUAAAGUAGAUUUCCGCUCAGCUCCACCUGCAGAGAGCUGUAAACAGGUCUCUCACUCCGUUCUCUCUGCACCCGGUUUCUAUCGUUUCUUUACAGUAUCGCACACAACCACAACUGUGAAUUUCAAUACGUGCUUGGUUUAUCAUAUGAAAGGGGUUUCUUUAAUGUUGUUUUUUUUCUUCUUUCUUUGCGGUUGCCAACAGCAACAAAUCCCAGUAUUAGAAACCUACCCGGUUUAGGUUUGCUGUCAUUAUGUCACAAAGGUUUUUUUUUUUCCUCUUUUUAAUCGAGUUGUUUGUUCUUCCUUUCUGUUUUCCACAUACCUUGGUUCAGAGCUCUGCCUCCACACAAACAUCUACGCUGUCCAGAGUUUAGUCUGGGGGGGUGGGGGUGUUUCCCUCGGUGCCAGAGCUGUGACUGGAGGAAGUGAAGCUCCAAGCGCUGAGGAUUAAUGACCCGACCCCCCCCGAGCCCCUUCCCCCUCUAAUGUUUUCUCCCAGUGGCCAAACUGUAUUUAUGCUGCUAGAUAAAUAGAAAAAGAGAGAUGGAACUUUUACUUGCUGUGACGUUUUAGUCCCAGGCAAAAUUCCAAAUUGAACUCUUAUAUGUUUGGACUUAAAGAAACAAAAGAUCACAAAAGAUAACAUCUGACAUUUUAGUUUUGUUUGUUUGUUUUUGCCACUUGAGCCAAACGUGCCUCUACGAGGCUGAGCGGAGGGAGCGUGUCGGACAGAUUCUGACAGGAUGCCCGCAGAGAGGAAACCAAGGGGAUGUACACUGUUGGUGCGUGUGCGUGCGUGCAUGAGUGCGUGUGUUAGCGUGUUAACGGGCAACUUGUAAACACAUUCCUUGGGACAACGCUCUUUCAGCCUGGUCUCUGGGGAAAUGUACAAAUGUUGUGUGGACUGGCAAAGAAAAAAAACUAGCAUCGAUUUUAACAUGUGAAUGAGAGACCUGUCCGUAUCCGUGCGUGAGUGUUGUUCAUUCAAAGAUGUCUGAAGCAACAGAGGAGACCGUCACGAGCUCCGCUGAGAGGUGGAGCUGCCAGGAGUCUAAGUGUUACAUGUGUUGCAGAUGAAAUCACUGCCUCCAGGAUUCUCAGUGGGGGAAAAUAAAAACACAAAAGGCAACAAACAGAAACAUUGUAGCCAAAUGAAAAAUCGUCUCAAUCUCCAAGAGUCACAACUCAAGCUGAACUGUGAAAGUGGUAUAACACUGUAUAUUAAAAAAGAAAACAAUCUUGCUCUAUCUCCUCUCGUUGUUUUCUCCAUCUGUUUUAAUUUAUGAUCUGGUUUGAGAAAUCAGAUUUGUUGCAGGUGUUUUAUUUUUUCAGUUCAUGUAAACUGCCUGGCAAAAAAGAAAACGGACAGAAAAAACCUUAAAAGGGAUUGUGUAUUUGUUUGAUUCACUUAGAAUUUUAUUUUCUUAUAACUUAAGUGCAAUAAAAUGUGGGUUUUUCUUUUUUCAUUUCAAGCAUAUCAGUUGUCUGUUUUUGUUACCUGUGUGAAGGCAUCUUAUAUGUUCAAUAAAGCAAAUUAUUUGGUUAAUUACA